This is a messenger RNA of Siniperca chuatsi (mandarin fish), 2215 nucleotides long. It is a transcript of the gene gla, whose product is annotated as galactosidase, alpha. Gene Ontology annotation, cellular component: cytoplasm. Lineage: Eukaryota; Metazoa; Chordata; Actinopteri; Centrarchiformes; Sinipercidae. Gene Ontology annotation, biological process: glycoside catabolic process; glycosylceramide catabolic process; oligosaccharide metabolic process. Bases 103 to 1398 code for a protein of 431 amino acids. Gene Ontology annotation, molecular function: alpha-galactosidase activity. The record is from RefSeq and is a predicted model, not a curated record. The transcript is spliced from 7 exons.
GGGGCGGGCUGAACACUUUUUUAAACGAGGAAAUAGAUCCAACUGCAGACACAGCCGCUUAUUGUCAUUGUUGUGCGGAAAGUGUCGAGUUUAAAAGUAAAAAUGUACAGAGCCGCCUUUCUCCUCGCGCUCAUUGCUUUAAUCAGUCCUGCUGCUGACGCGUUGGACAAUGGUCUGGCGCUGAAACCCACAAUGGGCUGGUUGCACUGGGAGAGAUUCAUGUGUAAUAUCGACUGUGAGAAGGACCCCGAUAACUGCAUCAGUGAGCGUCUGUACAUGCAGAUGGCAGAUGUGAUGGUGAAGGAGGGCUGGAAAGAGGCUGGUUACGAGUAUGUCUGCAUCGAUGAUUGCUGGCCCUCCCACCAGCGCGAUGCCCAGGGCCGCCUGCAGGCAGACCCCAAAAGAUUCCCGGGGGGCAUCAAGAAACUGGCCGACUAUAUCCAUUCUAAGGGACUGAAGCUGGGUAUCUAUGCAGAUGUGGGGAAAAAUACUUGUGCUGGAUACCCUGGCAGUCUGGGGUACUAUGAGACAGAUGCUCAGACUUUUGCUGAUUGGGAUGUGGAUUUACUCAAAUUUGAUGGCUGCUUUAUGGACUGGACCUUGCUGGGAGAAGGCUACAUGAACAUGUCGAAAGCACUGAACAAAACCGGCAGAAGUAUCCUGUACUCCUGUGAGUGGCCUUUAUAUGAGUGGCCUUUCCGACAGCCCAACUACACAGCCAUUCGUGAGACGUGUAACCACUGGCGCAACUUCGCUGACGUGUACGACUCAUGGAGCUCUGUCAAGUCCAUCUUUGACUGGACUGCUUCUCAUCAAGACAUCAUUGUCCCCUCAGCUGGACCUGGGGGCUGGAACGACCCUGAUAUGCUCGUGAUUGGGAACUUUGGCCUGAGUCAUGACCAGCAGGAGUCUCAGAUGGCAUUAUGGGCUAUCAUGGCAGCCCCUCUGCUCAUGUCUAAUGAUCUGAGGGACAUUUGUCCUCGCUCCAAGGAGCUGCUGCAGAACGGACACAUCGUAGCCAUCAGCCAGGACCCACUGGGCAAGCAAGGAUACCGCACUGCCAAGUUUGACAGUUUUGAAGUGUGGGAGAGGCCUCUGUCAAAGAACCGACUGGCUAUCGCCGUGCUGAACCUACAGGAGAUCGGUGGCCCCCGAGGGUUUGUCAUCAGAGCAGUUCCUGGCUGGAACAUCUGUGACCCCCAGUGUAACGUCACGCAGAUCCUGCCUCAGUACAAAGAAAUGGGUGUUCAGACUCCACAAAGCAAAAUGGUUCUGUCUGUCAACCCUUCAGGCACCGCUCUACUGACUGUCACUCCCGUUAGCAGCGACUUUAAUAGGAUUCACAAGCUGCACUGGCAGGACACGUCAGCCAAACGUGAGCACACCACCAUUUUGUAGGGUUCGGGUUGUUAUGCACUUUCACUGUCUACACUAUUCCGAUUAAGUGGGAAAUUGUUGAUUUUAAAAUUUGAACAGGUGUUGCUUGGUAAGACACCAAAGUGUCUAAAUUUAAAGAGAGGAAAAUGAUUUGGUCCAUAAAAUUUGCUUUAAUACUGUGAUUAUGGGGCACUACAGAGGGACGGAUGAUUCCGAAGCUUGUUUCACUCCGGUGAAGCACGGUUUCAAAUGAAUGAAUAUCACACUCCAGUCACAUCACAUUGUGACUAUGAAAUAUCACAGAAAUAUUAACUAUUAAGUUAUCUAAACCACAUAUUGCACAUCUAUAUUUAAUGCUGCAAUUCUGAACAAAAGUAUAGAGAUUUAAUAACAUGCAGGCUUCAUGGACUUUUAUUGCACACAAGAGAGUUAAUAUCAGUGUGGUGGUGCUUCGACCCAUUUUGAAGGGCUGCUAUAAGUUUUAUAAGCCACCAGAUAUUACUGUUUGCUGAGUUUGAAGCCUCAAAUCUUUUUCAGCACGAUUUAAAAGAAACCCCCAAAGCUUCACCCGCUCAUCACUAUAGUACACCUACUUUUUAUCAUGUUGAAUAAAUCACUGGAAAACAUUUUUUGCACACUUGCUGUGAAUUGUCCAGACUAGUCUAAUAGUUUAAAAUUAUCUUGAGACAAAGCUUGAAUUUUGCACAUCUGACAAGUAUAGUGAAACAGAGGUGAAGAAAGGGCCAAACUCCAAAGUAUGUUUUAAUACAUUUAUUGAAAAUAGUGACAACUUCCUCCAGAAGACUGAGCCACAGUUUAGAACUGGAUGACCUGGCCC